CUUCUUGCUAAGGCAAAAACCAUGAAGCUAGCAACGUAAACCAUAACAUAUCAAGAAUCAUUUAAACAUUAAAUUGAUUUUGCUAGUGGUUUUUAGGACCCCCCCUCCUAAGCAAUAAAUAAUAUGCCCCCUAAAAAGCGUGAAAAGGAUGUUGAUUCAUCUAAAAAUCCAAGAAUGGACCAUAUACAAGCCGAUCACGAAUUAUUCUUACAAGCAUUUGAAAAGCCAACACAAAUUUACAGAUAUCUCCGAACAAGAAAUAUGUGCUCGCCGAUCUUCCUCAAUCGUUCACUAUCUUACAUGAAAGAUCGCAUGUCCAGAUCGAACAAGUCGCGCGUAAAUUUCAAAAUUGACAGUCUUUUGGAGCGAAUUACGCAACGUCAAAAAGAUUCGCCCUCAUUGAACACACCCGGCUUCAUGAAUAUCACAUUCUUGGGAUUUUACGAUAAAGCUUUAGACUCGAACGCGUGCGUAGCUCAAGUAGAAACAUUUUUAGUCAAAAUUAGUCAUAAGAAACGCAAGGACAGCUCGGCGCCUACGAUGCAGGUGUCGGUGGGUACGGCGGAGGUUGUUAUUAAUCCGGCUGAUAACAACCUACCGCCACUUGCACCUUCGAUAAGCGUUUCAACGGAAUCUUUCAGCUUGCCGGGGGGGCCACUAGCGAGAUCUUACAUUUUAUUACGGGUACGCUGUUUUCCCACAAACGCGGAGAACGACGAGGAGUCGCCUAUAAAAAGGCGCAAGUCGAUUGGUGCCAAUUUGAAUUUGCGCGUCUUCGAGGAGUCCAAAUUGUAUGGUUCUGAGCUGGUCGUUUAUGAUAAGCAUAAUCGGUGCCUGCUGACCGAUGGUGAUUACGAGGUUUUCUUGCAAGAAGUGACUACAGCGACCAAAAAUUCACCUAAGAAACAUUCUAGUUGGGAGAAUGUUUCUGAUUUUGGUGACAAUUGUACCAAUUUCGAUUCCCAAAUUAAAGGCCCAAGUGUGAAAUUUAAAUUGAAUUGGUCCGAGGAGGCGUGCAGUCGGUUUGUUGAUUGUCCUCGGCCGUAUCCGAUUGGGGAAAAUAAGGAGAAUGUACCCGUUGUUAACAGUAACGCUCAGGAGAAGCUGCAGAUUGUUUAUCAAUUUGUUUAUAACAAUAAUUCGCGUCAACAAACGGAAGCCUGUGAGGAUUUACACUGCCCUUGGUGCAGCUUAAACUGUUCCACCCUAUAUACACUUUUAAAGCACUUGAAAUUGUGCCAUUCGCGUUUUACCUUCACCUACGUACCAAUUUCGUUCGGGGCUCGCAUUGAUGUGGCAAUUAACGAGCUGUACGAUGGCUCUUACACCGGCUCACCUCACGAUCUCAUAUCUCAACCGACCAUGUGCGCAUUUUCGAGAAACGGCCCAGUACGACGAGCUACGGUCACGCACAUUCUCGUUUGUCACCCGAAGCGACCCAAGCCGAGCCUCUCUGAGUUUCUGGAGCUGGAUGAUUGCGACUACGACGGACAAAGACCCUUCAUAACCGGACAUAAUCGACUGUACCACCACACCACGACUUGUUUGCCUAUUUAUCCCAAGGAGAUGGAUGUCGAUUCGGAGGGGGAAAACGAUCCCGAGUGGCUGCAGGCUAAGACAAUGAUGAUGAUAGACGAAUUUACGGACGUAAACGAGGGAGAAAAGGAGCUGAUGAAGAUGUGGAAUCUGCACGUGAUGAAAUACGGAUUCGUCGGCGAUUGCCAAAUUCCGCUCGCGUGCGCCAUGUUCGUGCAGCACAAGGGCAAAGAGCUGCUGCUGAAAAAUCUGUAUCGGAAUUUCGUCGUGCACAUGUGCAGCCUGUUCGAUUUCGGUCUAGUCAGCGCCGUAUGUCUGUACCAGACGAUCCAGAAGUUGCAGGAGAUGGUCAGCAAAACUUGUGCAAUACGAAACGUGCUGAGGGAAUCGCGGGAGGCGCAGAUAGACAAUUGGACGAAGAACUUGGCGAAUCCACCGGCGGAAAAGUUGGAGAACGUCAACAAGACGCCGAUCGGAUUGCGUAAAACGACCGCGGUUGGAAUACGAAGGAAGGGCACGCCGACGCCGGCCGAGGGACCGCUUCGCCGCAAGUCGACUGGCGGUGAAAGCAGUAGGAAACGGCUCUCGUUAUCUUUAAAUAAAUCCGAGCAUAAAUCUGUUAGCUAGUUUUAAUUAUUCGUAAUAUCAUGUGAGGUUAAGUCUGCCUGGGUUGGGUUGUGGAGCUUGGACGGUACAAAAAUUUUCUCGUCAGUUACCUUACCUUGCCAACUCACUCCAAAAUUUGUCUGAAGUAUGCUAAACCUAUUUAGGGGGCGAAAGGUAGGGUGACUUACGGCUCAAUUUUCCUGCUGGAAGAGCUAUAGACAAAGCAGUUGCUUCAUUCAUAUUCUUCAGAUACACACGGUGAUGUGAGUAUUAAAGUAACAAAAGUGAACCUUUACCUUUUGUAUUUAUUAGCUUUGAAAAACGCCAGCGUACAUUUGACCCGAACACAAUCUACUGACUGUUUCUUACAACAGUGAAGUUAGUGCUUUGUAGUUGGAGAUAUUGUUUUUUUGUGGUAUUGUGAUGAAAAUUUCCUUACACAAAUCAACAUUCUAUAUAGCAUUGGUAUUUCCAAAAUUUCCAUAGUAGGUAGUAUUUUUCUCCAUACAUAUAUAGUGGGUUGGGUUGGUAGAGCAGCCCAUGGCUGAAACCCCGCCCGCUUAAAAAAUAAAGUCCAAAAUAGAAUAUUAAAAAAUGUGUAUAAGUUUUUAGUUCAAAUGGCGCUUCGUGCGGCAACAUUUUCGAGGGUCUCAAAAUUUUUUGUAGAUUCCUCUAAAGAAAUGCAGCUGUUAAUACUUUUGGUAUGUAGUUCAAAGACUUGUAUUCAAAAUGAAUUUUAAAAAAUGCUAAUUUAACUGUAGCCCCACAAUGUUACGUAAUUCCAUUUAAUUUUCAGAAUGCAGCCUUAUGAUUUUAGUUCAUCCAAAUUACUUUCAAUUUAUCAAUUGAACAUCCUGUAUAUUUUUGAAAUGUUAGUAUUGCCACAUACUAAUUGCUGGAUACACAUUCUCAAAGCAGUUGAGAACUUGUAUUUCUCACAUCUUUCGAGGUUGAAAGUCCUUUUGGUCGAAUGAAAUAUCUAAAUUUCAACAGGAAUAGUGUCAAAAAAGUACACACAUUAUCGAAAAAACAUACUAGCUUAACAGCAAAAAUGAAAAAUUCAAUACUUUAUUCAACAAAACUUCAAUCUCUUACACAACUAAAAUGUGACCGAGAUAUCUUGGAUGUAGAAGUCUCAAAAAUUGCAAUUUUUUAAUUUUGGAAUAAGCAAAUUAUGCAAUACUUACAUUUGAGAAUCUUGUGAAAUUGAAAUCUAAAUAAUUGUAAGGUGCAAAUCGCGAGUACAAUUUUUGAAACUUUAACUCUCUUUACCUCUCUUUUUUGAAAUUUCACCUGAAGUUAAUUUUUUUAAAUUUUUGAAUCUGCUGAAAUGGAGAAUUGUUUGGUGUUGGCAAAUUUGAAUAUUAUUAUAUUGAAGUUGUCAAUCUUAAAUGAGAUUUAUCUGUUCUACAGUUUUCGAAAUCCAUGGAUGUUUUAAAGAAUGCAAAAAUGCAAUGCUUUGAAGAAUACACAAUAGUUCUGGAUACACGAACCAGUCAAAAUUAAACUUUUUAUGAGCCAAAACAGACAAUCAACUAAGAAUGAAAAAGUAUUUUCAUCUGAAAAAUCGUUUGCAUAUACACAUGUGUGUGUUUGUGGAAGUUUUCAUCUCGAUACUACGACCGGGAAAGAAAAAAAACUUUGCAUGAUAUUAAAUGUGAUUGCUUUGUUUAUUGCAUUUAUUUUCCUUGAUUCUUUAGAGUAGUUUGAAAACACUAUUGUGUCAUGGGAGGGGGGGGGGGGGAGGGGGUUAGCUCAUUUUACUUGUAUAUAAUUCAUUUAUAUUUGACAUGUUUGUUUUAGCAAUUUUAGUUUGUACAGAUAACCACUCGGACGCUAAGAGCCGAUCCCUUAUUUAGUGAUUCACGGAAAAAUAUGCCAACAGCUACCAGAGCAGGAUCAAGUUAACACUAGUAUAAAGGCUCCAAAGAGAUCUUUUAUGUUAUGGUUUAUCUAUACCUAGACAUUCCAUACAUUGACACAUUGAAAUGUAAUGUGAAUUGUGAUUAUAGGAAAGCCAAUCUUAAAGUAUGUUAAUGAUAUUUAUUGACUGCCGAUAAUUAGGUGAAACAUUGUGACAAGUAGGUUUAGGUGGGUCCCGAUAGCGUAAUUUUACUACCUACCUAUUAUACAUCACUGCCAAACUUUUUGUAUGAAUGAUUAGCAUAAAAAUUGAUACACGUUAGUCUAGUCAUGAUUAAAUGGCGGAUCAUGUGUGAAAUCGAUAAUUACAUAUUUUGCUUCAGUUAGUGUUCGUGCCUUACUAGUCUCAUUUUCAUUUUUGUCAUUUUUGAAAAGUUGUACUGCCUGAAUGUAGGUAUCAUGUGAAGUUGUGGUGGUAACACUAACACGGCAAAUGAAGAACUGAUAAGAAAGGAUAUUGCGAACUCUAAUUUUAUUAGAAAAACGGGAGAGGCAUAGUAUAAUGUCCAAUUUUAUUCUCUGGUUUUUGAUUUUAUAAUUUUUUAUUUAUACUGUAUAGAUGUCAUUAAUUAGCGACUAUGUAAUUUGUGUUCAUUUUUCUGAAAUGUAUUGAUACACCGACUAUUGUGUGUAAAUAAACAUUUUUAUAUUUAUUGAAAAA
Photinus pyralis (common eastern firefly) is the source of this 4726-nucleotide messenger RNA. It is a transcript of the gene Su(z)12, whose product is annotated as polycomb protein suz12. Bases 124 to 2163 code for a protein of 679 amino acids. Gene Ontology annotation, molecular function: chromatin DNA binding. The transcript has 4 exons. NCBI's taxonomy places the organism in Eukaryota, Metazoa, Arthropoda, Insecta, Coleoptera, Lampyridae. The record is from RefSeq and is a predicted model, not a curated record. Gene Ontology annotation, cellular component: nucleus; ESC/E(Z) complex.